GACUGUUUCGUCUCAUAAAGAUCUCUUGUCGUCGAUUGAAAAAAUGUCGGAUAGCUACUUAUAUUGUGAUACUGUUUUGGAUAUCCCAUACACUACUUUCCCGAAUUUACUGAAACAAAGGGCACAGAAAUCUCCAGAUGAGGUAGUGUGUAUUUUCAUUGAUGAUGAUAGAGCAAGGUCUAUACUUACUUUCGGGGACUUAUAUAAAAAAGCAACGAAGUUUGCAAAAACCCUGGUCCAGAUGGGGGUUAAAAGAGGUGACAUCAUUGGGCUAAAUGGUAGAAAUGUUCCAGAAUGGUUAAUUGCUGAUUUAGGAGUGCAGAUGGCGGGCGGUUGCUCUCUGUGUUUGCCAUACCAACAAAAAGAAGAAACCAUGGUAGAAUUGUUCGAUGCAAUCGGGAAUAUAAAGCUACUUAUCAUUGAUCCUGGAAACAGCGGGCAGAGCUGUCAAAUUAUCAAAAACAUACUUCACAAGAAUUUAACCUCUGCAAAAAAUGAUCCCGCAGAAGUUUCUAAAUUACUACAAAUUGUAUUGUUUAGCCAACAUGAGGCUUUCCCAUCACUAAACAAUGUUCAAGAUUUGUGCUCCCGUGAGUAUAAGGCAGUUCUUCCCAGAAUUGAUCCAGAGGAUAUAUCAAUUAUUCAACUGUCCUCGGGUACAACAGGUCUUCCAAAAGCAAUUCCGCAUUCGCAUCAUGCCAUGGUUGUGCUAGCAUACCACUCUUUCAAAAUAUACCCAACAAAUAACAAAAAAGAGAUGCUCUACAAAACUUCGCCUUUCUUUUGGAGUGCGGGAUAUCCAUAUUGGGAAAUCAGUACUGGUGGAACUCGAGUAACAAUGACAAAUGCAUUUCAUUCAAUUUCAACGGCGGAUGCAGCUUUGAUUUCUUGCGAGAUUAUAGCAAGAGAAAAACCAACUCAAGCAUUUUUUGUCCCAUCCAUGCUCGAUUUCAUAAUUAAAAAGAAUUUGCCAUUGAAAAUACCAAGAAUUCUUACGGGUGGCACAAUUGUGUAUUCAUCAGUAUUGGAGAGUAUUGGUAAAGUGUGUGACGAAUAUCAGGUCGAUUAUGCUUCAACAGAAUUGGGUUACAUUGCAUCUGGAUUGUUCAAAGCAGAAGAUAAAUACAAGGAAAAGCAAGGUAUCCUUAGAUGUCGACCAGUUCCUGGAGUAGAGAUCAAAAUCACUGAUGAGGACGGAUUUCUCCAACCGGUGGGUCAGCGAGGCAAAAUAUGGAUACGUUCAAUGAAGCAAUUUUCUGGAUAUCUUAAUCACGAAAUUUGCACGAAAGCAAACUUAAUGAAAAGCGGAUGGUUUUGCCACGAAGACGGUGGUUUUGUAACAGAUGAUAAUGCUUUGAUUGUAGAGGGACGGUGCCAAGAGGUGAUUCAAGUUUUCGGCCGAAAAAUAUAUCCUGUUGAGAUUGAAAAUGCUAUAAAAGCAAAGAGCAAUGUUAUAGAAGCCAUUGUAAUGCCGAUAAAGGAUAUGGAAACUGGAGACCUGGUUCCAACUGCUGCCAUAAUAUAUCGACCACACUGUGAGGAUUCCAUGGAAUUUCUGCAGGACUACCUCCGAAAAGAAUUAAAAAUCACGGCAGAAAAUCGGUUGCUUGGAUAUAUGUAUGUCCCGCAUGUUAUCAUAAGUUUGAAAGAUUUUCCAUUGCUAGCGAAUGGAAAGCCGAAUCGUAACGAAGUACGACAGAUCAUCCUCAAAAACGUUGAUUGCAAAAAAUACGAUUUUUCUUUUAAAUACUAGAAUAACUGAGUAGCAUAUACGUUUCUAAUAAUAUAGAAUUUAGCAUUCUACAUUAGGACUGCAUUUGAUGAGAAUCACAAAUAUGAAGAUUGUGACAUUCAUUCUACGUACCAGAUUUAUUUCCAUAUCACGCCAUGACGUGACCUGUACAUACAAUCCUAGUGGCCUGUGCAUACAAUUCUAGUGGCCUGCACGUACAAUCCUAGUGGCCUGUACAUACAAUGCUAGUCGCAUGUACUUACUUUUUAAAUAUAUUCUAUAGUAUUCCAGACUGUUUUUUUUCUAUAUGAUGAGCUGAUUCAACCCUUAAUAAUUAUGACAGAAUAGUCUUCUUAAUACAUUUUAAGUCAAUGGCACUGUUUCCUUGCAAAUUUCUUAUUGUUCACUUCUUUCUUAAUAUUGAUUUGUUUUUCUGUCAUUAUUGAUAUUCAUAUGACCAAUGAAAUAUUAUUAUAUUUUCUUUACCUUUAUGCUCGAGUGUCUUCUUGAUUGAUCAAUUUUCACCAAAGUUUUUUUCUCUUUAUCUAAAGGAUUUAAAAUUGUACUGGAUUUUGUUUUUUCGUGUUUCUGUUAUUUUAAAUUAAGGCCAAUAUUUAGGUAUUUGUUUUUUUUUAUGUAAUUUAAAAUUUACAAAGUUCAAAAUUCAUGUUGAAUGAUUUACUUCUUUUAAAGUAAAAAGGUAGAACGAAUUCAAAGCUUAAUAAGAGGUUUGAUCCAAAAGUAAUGUCAUAGAUGCGAUAAAAUAAUAAAACUGAACGUUAAACGACAAAAAUUAGCACUUUUUUAUAAACUGUAUGCUACCGUUAUAACUAAUAUAAUGUAUUUUAAUUCAGAUCAAAAAAGUAAAGCAAAAUAAGUAUCAUCUCUAAAUACAACAUAUUAAUUAGAGUAUGAGGUUGCAAGCCUGAUUCCUGACAUUUUGUUAUAAAUUCAGACUCUAGUUCUUUACACAAAUAGGCCAUAAUGUUUUAUUUACACGUUCGUAAAAAACCUUUAUUCAUUUGAUAAAUCAUUUCUCUUUUUGGGAAUGGUAUGGUUUGAUUUCAUUUAAUACUGCGCUCAUGAGAAUCGCGAUGCAUUGUGUAACAUUUUUUUGGAUGAACCCGUGUUAAAAAGUAAUAAUUGUCGUAUAGGUCUUUUUUGUAAUGCACUUGAAGCUAGUAAGCAAAUUUUCAGUGUGUGUCAUUAUGAAUUAAAUGAUUA
Molecule: messenger RNA, 2956 nt
Organism: Magallana angulata
Lineage: Eukaryota; Metazoa; Mollusca; Bivalvia; Ostreida; Ostreidae
Exons: 1
Coding region: 44-1753 (569 amino acids)
Source: RefSeq, a predicted model, not a curated record